AUGAAUCUUAACAAAGCCAUGAACCUCUUCGAACUAUUCGAGCGUUUGGGCCGCGAGGAAGAUUUCGAGGAGGCGAUACAACACGCGAAGUCUGCACUCCUAGAGACAGCCUCAAGCAAGAGUCUUUAUGUAGGAAAACUAAAUCUCCUUGGAGUGUCUCUCAAAGCUCGUUGGUUCUUCAACCGAGCACCGGGAGGCCUUGAAGAGGCCAUCGGACUGUUCACCAAAGCUGUCGAAGUCACGCCAAACAACGACCCAAAUCUCAUAAGCUACUUGAGCAACUUGGGAAGCAGCCUUGAGGGCCGAUAUGACCUCUUCAGGCAUAAGGGGGAUCUUGAAGACGCAAUCUGGCUCUCUCGCAAGGCUAUUAGGGCCACUCCUGCCUCUCAUCCCAAACUAGGGAGUAGAUUAAGUAAUUUGGGAAGUCAGCUUCAAAGGCGCUAUAAACGCACAGAUAAUAUCAACGAUCUUGAAGAGACGAUCAGAGUUCUACACCAAGCUGUUGAUGCCACGCCUGCUAAUGGCUCAAAUCUCUCAACCUAUUUAGAAAACCUGAUCGAUAAUUUGGAAAGUCGGUAUUAUCGCCGAGAGGUGAUCAGCGACUUAGAGUGUGCCAUUCGACUAUCUCGUAAGGCAGUCAACGUCUUACCUGUUGAUCAUCCGGAUUUUGCAGGUUAA
Molecule: messenger RNA, 678 nt
Organism: Aspergillus oryzae RIB40
Lineage: Eukaryota; Fungi; Ascomycota; Eurotiomycetes; Eurotiales; Aspergillaceae
Exons: 1
Coding region: 1-678 (225 amino acids)
Molecular function (GO): protein binding
Source: RefSeq, a predicted model, not a curated record